Culicoides brevitarsis is the source of this 763-nucleotide messenger RNA. RefSeq lists its product as uncharacterized. The coding region runs from base 1 to 714 and encodes 237 amino acids. NCBI's taxonomy places the organism in Eukaryota, Metazoa, Arthropoda, Insecta, Diptera, Ceratopogonidae. The transcript has 4 exons. The record is from RefSeq and is a predicted model, not a curated record.
AUGACACUCGCUGCUCAGUCGAUAUGGGAGACAAUUACGACGUCACACAGAGCCUCGCGAACUCAAGCAACUUCUCACACGAAAUGCGGCAACAAAAAUGGCCUCAAAUAUCUCUCGGGCGAUGCCUUAACUGACGAUUUGAGUUGCGUUGGACCCGAUAACAUGCCGUAUCCCGCAUCGGCGAUCAGUAGAAUGUACGGCAAUUGGAACGGGAAUGGCGGAUCGUCGUCGCGACGUGGAAGAAACAGCAAAUUUGCGACAACAAUGGAUCCGAAUCUCACGAAAAAGGCGCUGCUUUCGGCAUAUCGGGCGGCAAACGAUGAAGAUAUCGCCCAAGCCAAACAUCGUUACAGUCGAUCCACGGAAUCGCAAUGUAAAAACACGCCAGCACGGUUGUGUAAGACGCGAUAUAAUACGACAGCUCCGAUGUAUGGUGUCAGUUUAACAUCUGGUCAACCCGUAACCAUCGUUCAAAAGUUCCCGGAUCUCUUGCAACAAGUCAUUUUCGAAGUUUGCGAAUCCUCCGAAUGUGACGUCGUGCGUGGCGAAUGCACCCAAACUUACGUUCCAUAUCUCUUCCUCGUCAUCCCACUGGGGCCUGUGACGCUUACGGGACAAGAUUACGUCUUAGUUGAAAGCGGCUGUGUGUGCAAACCCAAAUAUGCCGCCCACGAAGUAACGCAAGACACCCAAAGUAUUCUCGCGGAUUUGUAGUUCACGCGAAAAUUUGGGGAAAAUGAAAGAUUUCUUUUGUAAAUACAAU